Engraulis encrasicolus (European anchovy) is the source of this 2526-nucleotide messenger RNA. It is a transcript of the gene jmjd7, whose product is annotated as jumonji domain containing 7. Lineage: Eukaryota; Metazoa; Chordata; Actinopteri; Clupeiformes; Engraulidae. The coding region runs from base 145 to 1092 and encodes 315 amino acids. The transcript is spliced from 8 exons. The record is from RefSeq and is a predicted model, not a curated record. Gene Ontology annotation, molecular function: 2-oxoglutarate-dependent dioxygenase activity.
AGUAGUAGAAGUAGCGCUGCGCAUGCAGUUCUGUCAACAGACUGAUCUGUCAAUGUAGCAUAUUAUGUUCGUCAGGUUUUUCCAUUAAACGUUGAUAUACUGUUUUCUCUUUCACUUAAGAAUGUUUGUGUUGACUAUUGUGCCAUGGAGAACAGUAUUGACCACGUAAAGAACUGUAUCAGAGACUUUCCCGUGGAGGCUCGAGAGCUGUAUCUCAAUGACACUGUGCCAUAUUUGGAGAAGCCCCCAACUCCACUGCAGUUUUAUCGCGAGUGGAUUGGCCCCAACAAACCAUGCAUCAUCCGCAAUGCAUUCGAUCACUGGCCCGCCCUGUCAAAGUGGAAUCCCCAAUACCUCAGGGAAGCUGUGGGCUCCAAGGUAAUAAGUGUGGCAGUCACCCCCAAUGGAUACGCCGAUGCGGUGUACGGCGAUCGCUUCGUCAUGCCUGAGGAGAGGCGCAUGACAUUCUCCUCACUGCUGGAUGUGAUCGAGGGCAAGGUGGAGAGCAGCGGGGUGUUCUACGUCCAGAAGCAGUGCUCCAACCUCACAGAGGAGCUGCCAGAGCUUACGGACGAUGUAGAGCCACACAUCCCCUGGAUGAGUGAAGCACUCGGGAAGUUGCCUGACGCCGUCAAUUUCUGGUUGGGAGAGUCCCGUGCUGUCACCUCAAUGCACAAAGACCACUAUGAGAACCUCUACUGCGUGGUGUCAGGAGAGAAGCACUUCAUCCUCCUGCCUCCGUCAGACCGCCCAUUCAUCCCUUACGAGCUGUACAAGCCAGCGGUGUACCACCUGAGGGAGGACGGCGGCUUUGAAGUGAUCGAUGAGGAGGGCCCUGAGAAGGUGCCCUGGAUUCCUGUGGACCCCCUGGAUCCAGACCUGGAGAAGUACCCCUCCUACAGGCUGGCCCGGCCCCUGCACUGCACAGUGAGGGCUGGGGAGAUGCUCUACCUGCCCUCCCUCUGGUUCCACCACGUACGCCAGUCUCACGGCUGCAUCGCAGUGAACUUCUGGUACGACAUGGAGUAUGACAUUAAGUACAACUACUUCCAACUGCUGGAGUCGCUGGCAGGGGCUGUGGGCCCAUUAUGACAUCACACGGAACACGGCUCCAAGAUUCUAAUCUGAGCUUAGCUCGCUGAAGCUGCAGCAUUGGCAGCAAGUGACACUCAUGGAAACUCUGACUGACUGGCUUGACCGACCAUGCGUGAGCCGCCCAGUGCAACAACAGCAGACCUUUCCACCCCUUGACCUAGCAAAUCAGUGGCAUUGUCUUGCGGCAUGUGAUGCUUUGAGACUGUGCCUGCCCAGACCUGGCCUGGUGUGAAGUUUGACAGGCCUUUGUCAAGUUGGUGCGCUGACUGUUUUUUGAAGGAAAGGCAAGGGUGUUAUUAUUGCAAAACAGAGGAAAUGUGUUACGCUUAGAAAACAUUGGAUCAUUGCAUUACAUCAGCCCACCUCAUACUUGCCAGGGAAAACUCUGGGGUGAGGGUGGGAGACGAGGAAAAACUUGCUUCUUUUUAAGCUGCACUCAAACUCACAAACUCUUCAACAUAACCCUGCUCCACCCAUGACGGUAAACAAAGUGCAAUAAAUACACAUGCUUUGAAUGUAGGGUGUAAUAAAUACCAUUUUUAUUCAGUUUUUUUUCUCCUUCUACUCUGGAAGAUGUGUUUUUCUUAAGGGUAUAGAGAAUAUAUAAACACUGAGGGUAAAAACACUCUGAACUGAGGAUCGGUGCAAAAAAGAGGGAAGGGAAAAGAAAAAACUCACAAAAGUUUCCAAAAAGAAACAGCCUUGGAUAAGGGAAACCAUCUGGUCCACCUGGUAGGUUUUAAGACUAAGACAAUCAUUGUAGUCAUCAUUACAAAUAAAAAGUAAAACAAAAAAACACAAGCGCAAUAAUAAAGAGAUUCAUGGCGAUUCAGGAUUAGUCAGCUUAAGGAAGUAGCAAAGUAUUUCAAGAGAUCUGAAUGGAUCUAUAUGUGCGGCACAAGUCAACUAGUACAACCAUGCAAGCCUAUAAAGUGAGACUCAGUCCAGCCCCUUUGCCCUGUCUGUAAUCUCAUGCAUAUAUUCCCAUGCUACCCAUUGACUGACUGAAGAACACAGAUCAACCACGUACUGUACUGCUAAGAGUGUAAUGUACAGUCCCCACAGUGUCUCUGCCUCAGUUUUCAGCCUUGAAAGGUGAUUCUACAAAAUGUGUGCAACCAUCCUCAAAUGUACCUCUUGAGACCAUCUUCAAACCUGUUCCCUUUGAAUUUAAGGACUUUUCAGAUUUGGUGUUGGAAAUCAUAUCCAAUUUUAGAGGGUAUCCUGGGAGGAGACUUAUCAACAUUUGAUGCAAUUGAUGGCAGAAUAUUUUCAGCCAGGUUUGAAAGCUUCUUUGUAAGGAACUUGGAGGUCAUUUGGCAUCCAAGCAACGCAAGUUUUCUGGCCCUCAAGGGUAAUUGGUUGGAGGCAUGCUGCAGUCAUGAGAUAGCAAUGGUGUUAAUGGGAUUGAUAUUUCAAAAAUGUGACAUU